AUGACCAGGGCAUCAUUGUCCAUGAAGCCCUCAUCCUUCAAAACCAACCUGACCCUUCGCUCUCUGAGCACCCGCGCAACCACCUACAAACUCAACAACGGCAUAUCCAUUCCAGCCCUGGGUUUUGGCACAUUCCAAGACCCCGAUUCCCAGGAAGAAACCGUCAGUCGAGCCCUCCAAAAGGGCAUGCGCCUAAUCGACACAGCCCGUGUCUACGACGUCGAAUCGCAAGUCGGAAAGGGAAUCAAGAAGAGCGGAAUUCCCCGCGAAGAAAUCUUCCUCGGCACGAAGCUAUGGUGUAACGAUUACCACCCCGAAGACGUGGAGCGCGCAUUGGACGAUUCCCUCCGUGACCUCGAUACUCCAUACGUGGAUCUCCUGUUGAUGCACUACCCGUGUACAUUCAAGCGCGGUCCCGAGCGGUUCCCUCGCGAUGCCGAGGGGAGGAUGAUUGCAGGCGAAACGAGCUACGUGGAUACCUGGAAGGCAAUGGAGAAACUCGUGAAGACCGGAAAGGUCAAGUCGAUCGGUGUUUCGAACUUUAGCAAAGGCGAGAUCGAGACUUUAAUCAAGGAAUCGUCCACAGUCCCAGCCGUCCACCAAAUGGAAGUCCACCCAUACCUCCAACAAAAAUCCUUCAACGCAUGGCUUAAAGCCCAAGGCAUCCACGUCGUCCAAUUCAGUCCAUUGGGAAACAUGAACGAUUUCUACCGCCAAACCGGCUGGUCCAAGCAAGUCUCCCACAUGAUGCGCGUAAUCGACCAACCCAUCCUCAAAGAAAUUGGUGAAAAGUACGGGAAAAGUCCCGUGCAGGUCGUUCUUGCUUGGGGGAUUAAUAACGGUCGCUCUGUUAUCCCAAAGAGUGUGGUUGAUUGGCAGAUUGAGGAGAAUUUGGAGGCGGAUUUCCGGCUGGAGGAGGGGGAUAUGGAGAGGAUUGCGACUUUAGAUGCGAAGGCGAGAUUCAAUGAUCCGAGUUUGGAUUAUGAGUGGCGGUUGUAUAGUGAUCUUGAGGGGAUUGAGGGGACUGUUAGGGGGAAGACUCAUUAG
Messenger RNA from Penicillium cataractarum, 1047 nucleotides. RefSeq names its product aldo/keto reductase. The record is from RefSeq and is a predicted model, not a curated record. The transcript has 2 exons. NCBI's taxonomy places the organism in Eukaryota, Fungi, Ascomycota, Eurotiomycetes, Eurotiales, Aspergillaceae. Gene Ontology annotation, molecular function: oxidoreductase activity. The coding region runs from base 1 to 1047 and encodes 348 amino acids.